Messenger RNA from Acanthoscelides obtectus, 454 nucleotides. Lineage: Eukaryota; Metazoa; Arthropoda; Insecta; Coleoptera; Chrysomelidae. The record is from the annotation of a GenBank genome assembly.
AUGAUAGAAGGGGUUUCCAUAAAUACGAAGCUGUCAUUUCGGAUUGAUCCGCAGAAAAUAUCUAUAAACCUCUGCGAGAAAAAUGAUUAUGUGUUUGAUGUAGUCGAAAAUAAAGCUAGCAGGGUUACGCCACUGGUAGAGUACAGCGUUGAUGACGGUGAUUCCCGCAGUAAAGGCUACAGCGCGAAGGAUAUUCAGGCAGCAGCAGCGAAAACUACUUUGAGUGGGAGUGCUAAGGCUUCACUUUUAAACUUAAAUCUAUGUUACCUCGAUUUAAGUGGGGGGUUGUGUAGUGGUUCAGUGAGGUGCGCGGCAACUCGGCAACAGUGGACGAAAUUGUGGUAGAUCGAGCGAGGGGGAGUUGCCCUUCGCCGCCGAGAGAGGCAACAGGUGACGUGACCAUCUUCCGGAUUUAAAGAUUACCGGGUUCCAUGUUUUUUUUUAAGUUAGUGAA